AUGACCGGGGUUAAUUAUCUGCGGGGUGCGAGCUCCAAAGAGAUUGGUGUGAACUUUCCUCGGAUCACGCAUGCGCAAGGCGUUGGAGAACACGAACCAGCACAGGGCCAUCAUGGAGAGAAAAGUUCUGGCGCUCCAGGCAAGGAAGAAACGAGCUAAGAAGAAGUCCAACAAAAAGCCGCAGCCUAAUGUGCGAGGGGCAGCUCCCCAGCGGCAGGAGACUGAGGCAGCGCAGCAGGAGCCAGAGGAGGAGAUCCUGGGCUCUGAUGACGAGGAACAGGAGGACCCCAAUGACUACUGCAAAGGAGGAUAUCACCACGUCAAGAUCGGAGACCUUUACAAUGGAAAGUACCAUGUGAUCCGCAAACUGGGCUGGGGCCAUUUUUCCACCGUGUGGCUGGCAUGGGACAUACAAGGGAAAAGGUUCGUUGCUAUGAAGGUUGUGAAGAGUGCAGAGCACUACACAGAGACGGCCUUGGACGAGAUCAAACUGCUCCGAUCGGUGAGAGAAACAGACCCUGAGGAUCCCAACAAAGACAAAGUUGUUCAGCUGCUGGACGACUUCAAGAUCUCAGGCGUCAAUGGCACCCAUGUUUGCAUGGUGUUUGAAGUCCUGGGCCACCACCUACUCAAAUGGAUCAUCAAGUCCAACUACCAGGGCCUGCCUCUGCCCUGCGUCAAGAGCAUCAUUCGACAGGUUCUUCAGGGCCUGGACUACCUGCACUCCAAAUGUAAGAUCAUCCACACGGACAUCAAGCCGGAGAACAUCCUGAUGACGGUGAACGAGCCGUACGUCAGGAGGCUGGCAGCGGAGGCCACCGAGUGGCAACGAGCGGGAGCACCACCACCCAGCGGCUCCUCAGUGAGCACGGCACCGCCGCCCAAACCGGUGGCAAAGAUGUCCAAGAACAAGAAGAAGAAGCUGAAGAAGAAGCAGAAGCGCCAGGCGGAGCUGCUGGAGAAGUGCAUCAUGGACCUGGAGGAGAUGGAGCGCGGCCCCGACGAUGACGAGGACAACGAGCAGGAGCAGGACGACCCCCAGUCUCCGCAGUCCCCCAAGAGCCCCCCCACCUCCACGUCACGAGGUGGAGACCCCUUCAGACAGGUCUCCCUGCAGGAGCUCGAUGGAGACCAGCUAGCAGAUGACGGCCCUGAGGACCUGUGUCUGGAGACCCCUGUGGAGACCAACUGUAACGGCUUCAUACCCACCAGCUGUGGCGCCCCCAACGGCCCACUGGAUGAACUGCAGGUAGACGAGGCAGCAGCAGUAGCAGCAACCGCAGCAACCGCACCACAGCCAGCCGAGUGGGAGGACCAGCAGAGCCAGCAGAGCACCAACACUGCCACCAACAACACAACCAACACCAGCACUAUGGCCGAGCCAGACUCCAACCCCGGUGAGCCCAUUGACACAAGCGAGAGCGCCCUUCAAGACCACCUCGUGGACCACGACCAUGAACAGGAGAAGCCCAAAUCCAUGCCAGCGCCUCUGGACUACCAGUGCUUCAACGGCAUGGAGUCGCCUGAGCCGCCACAGGCCAACGGGGCGCGCAGCAAGCCCGGCUCCAGCCCUACCAGCCCCACCAGCCCCCUGGAGGAAGGGGAGCACAGGACGCCCGGCAGGCAGAGAGGCCAGGGAGACUCCAACGAGGAACGAGACGAGCUCAGGAAGAACAGCAACACUAAGAUGAUGGCGGGGGACCUGCUGGUGAAUCCCCUGGAGCCGCUCAACGCCGAGAAGAUCAAGGUCAAGAUCGCAGACCUGGGCAACGCCUGCUGGGUGCAUAAGCACUUUACGGAGGACAUUCAGACGCGGCAGUACCGCUCGUUAGAAGUGCUGAUCGGAUCUGGCUACAACACACCUGCCGACAUAUGGAGCACUGCUUGCAUGGCAUUUGAACUGGCCACAGGAGACUACCUAUUUGAACCUCAUUCAGGGGAAGAUUACUCUCGAGACGAAGACCACCUUGCUCUGAUUAUUGAGCUGAUGGGUAAAAUCCCUCGCCAUUUUGCGCUGAGCGGGAAAUAUUCACAGGAAUUCUUCAGCCGCAGAGGUGACCUGAAGAACAUCACCAAGCUGAAGCCGUGGGGGCUGCUGGAGGUGCUGAUGGACAAGUACGAGUGGCCGCGCGAGGAGGCCGAGAGCUUCAGCAGCUUCCUGCUGCCCAUGCUGGAGCUCAUCCCCGAGAAGAGGGCCACCGCCGCAGACUGCCUGCUGCACGGCUGGAUCAACCCUGCCCCCUAGAGGCCUGGAGGACACACUGGAACUCUCUCGCCCUCCUCCCUGUCCUCCUCCUCGUCGUCUAUCCAGCUGCCCUCUUGAUCCCUGGCCCCCACAGCAGACUGCCUGCCUGUUGCACCCCUGGAUCAACCCCUAGAGGCUUGGAGGACACACUGCAACUCUCUCACCCUCCUCCUCCUCCUCUUCCUCCUCCUCCUCUUCCAGCCACCCAUCCGCCCUCUUGAUCCCUGGCCCCCCCAGCAGACUGCCUGUUGCUCCCCUGGAUCAACCCCUAGUGGCCUGGAGGAUAAACUUCCACCCCCACCUUCCAACGUCCACCUCCACCUGCCCUCUUAAACCUUUGCCUGGGACUGCAACUCCCUCUCUCUCUCUGCCACCCCUUUCCUCUCUCCCUUGAGUCCCAGCUGCACCUGUCAAUGGAUCAGCCCCCUGGUGGCCUGGGGACAGAACUGCAACUCCUUGUCCCCUCCAUCCACCCACCCUCUCCACCACUCAUCAGAGCCCCUUGCCCGACAGCAGUCCCUGGCGCAUAAUGAUGUUUUUUUUUCCCUGUCCUCCACUCCUGCCCCGAGUCUUUCUUGUCCUCUGUCCUCUCUCCCCUCGACAGUCUCAUCCCUGGGUGGACACCCAGCGAGAGGGGGUCCAGCUGUGAGCCACCUCUGCGUGGCUCCCUCUGUUGGCGGAUGCGGGGUACAUCACCCCCCUCAUCACCCACUGAUUGCAGGUGGCUGACAGUUGAAAGUGAUGACUGAUUGAUUAAUUGAUCAACAGGUGAUGGGGUACUUGAGAGUGUUGUGUGGGCCCCCUGGCCUGCUGCAGAGGGAGGUGGUCUCUUCCUGAGGUUGUGGUUUUACUGUACCUAUCCAUUCUUCCCCUACCCCUCUCCACCACCAGUGUCUCUCCGCCCACCCCACCCCAGCCUCUCCAGUCCAUGCUUCCCCAUAAAGAGGCCUAGCUGUGAAACAGCUGCACCCUGCCUGCCUGGAUGGAUGGAUAGAUACAUAGAUGGAGGAAUGGAUGGAUAGAUGGAUGGAGGGAUGGAUGAAUGGCGGGAAGGAUGGAUGGAUCUCCAGUGGCCACAGUCCACUUUCAGUCGACCCUGCAGUCUAGCAGUGGACAGGGACACUGAGGCACUG
Messenger RNA from Engraulis encrasicolus (European anchovy), 3378 nucleotides. It is a transcript of the gene srpk1a, whose product is annotated as SRSF protein kinase 1a. The record is from RefSeq and is a predicted model, not a curated record. Lineage: Eukaryota; Metazoa; Chordata; Actinopteri; Clupeiformes; Engraulidae. The coding region runs from base 71 to 2245 and encodes 724 amino acids. Gene Ontology annotation, cellular component: cytoplasm; nucleus. Gene Ontology annotation, biological process: peptidyl-serine phosphorylation; intracellular signal transduction; regulation of mRNA processing. The transcript has 17 exons. Gene Ontology annotation, molecular function: protein serine/threonine kinase activity; ATP binding.